This is a messenger RNA of Drosophila obscura, 959 nucleotides long. RefSeq names its product V-type proton ATPase subunit F (gene Vha14-2). The record is from RefSeq and is a predicted model, not a curated record. Gene Ontology annotation, cellular component: proton-transporting V-type ATPase, V1 domain; membrane. Lineage: Eukaryota; Metazoa; Arthropoda; Insecta; Diptera; Drosophilidae. Bases 75 to 455 code for a protein of 126 amino acids. The transcript has 5 exons. Gene Ontology annotation, molecular function: proton-transporting ATPase activity, rotational mechanism. Gene Ontology annotation, biological process: proton transmembrane transport.
CAUAGGAGGCGUUGCCAAGUCCAUCGUUUCUUUUAUUGCAAUAUUUAAUUUCUGUCCUGGAAUUGAACCUGAAAAUGUCGAUAAAUUCGGAAUCAUUUGGUAAACUCAUUGGCGUUAUUGGUGAUGAGGACACCUGUGUAGGCUUUCUGCUUGGCGGCAUUGGCGAAGUCAGUGAGGGCGAGGAUCGUGAACGCAAUUUUUUCGUUGUGGAAAAGGAAACUACUGCAGCAGAAAUCGAUGCUUGCUUCAAGAAAUAUUUAGAGCGCUCCGACAUUGGCAUCAUUUUGAUCAAUCAGGUCUAUGCGGACAUGAUACGCCCCACAGUCGAUGCACAUUUGGCGCCGUUGCCGACUGUGGUGGAGAUUCCAUCGAAGCAGCAUCCGUACGAUGCCACCAAGGACUCGGUUAUGAAGCGCGCAUAUGGUAUUAUAAAUCCGCCCAAGAGGCGCCGCUGAUGGCUCGACUUAGGCAAUCAAUUAGGGCUGGAGGAGAGCGUAAUGAAAGAUUUGCAUAGUUUUCAAAAGUAUCUACCAAAUGCCAUUGCCAAGCCCAUUUCAAUAGUGAAAAGUCAGCCCAAAGAGAAGUCCCGAACAAAGCACGCUCAGAAAUACCAAUACAAGCACACGAAGAAAUAAGAAAAUAAAGCUUAUACAUAUAUGUACAUACAUAUAUAGGUAUGUAGGAAAUUGCCAAAAAACUGCAGCAGCAACAAUCUGAAAAGAGGAACAAAAAUGCGUUGCGCUUGCAACAAAAUUGAAAACAGCAACCGCAACAACAACAACAACAACAACAGCAACAUCAGCACAGCAGGAGCAACAAUAGAAGGAGCAUCAGCAGCAGCAGCAGCAGCGCCAUAACAAAAGUAACAACAAAGUGAACGAAAACGAUACAAAUAAGCGCCAAAAAUGCCAAUACAUAGCAAAAAUGCAAAAGAAAACCAAAUAAAACACAAACCCAGC